CGAACUAAAUAAACAAAUCGGAACUUCCCCGGCUUUUUAAAGAUGGCCGGCGUUCUUCAAGACGGAAACGCAAGGAAAUUUCAUUUAACAAACGGCGGCGACGCCUCUUUCCGGCGCCCUUUUUCAGGUCUAUAUGCAACCAAACACCAACACUCUUCUGAGGAGAGGAACGUGGGCGGCGCGUGGUGUUGAGAAGCUUGAUACGGCGGCUAGAGAAGCCAAGAAAAGGCUGGAUAAGAGAUUACAACGAACCCUUACUAAAUUAAUGUUUUGGAGGUGAAUAUUAAUGCUAUUGGUAUUCAAGAUUUUAUUUUUAUUUUUUCAACCGAGACCAUUCGGCGGCUAUCACAUUAUUAUCGAUUUCACUCAUAAUUCAAAAAAUUGAAAUUUCUUGUUUUGAAAGGAUAUAAUAUAUCUGGUUAAGUUUCACAAUUUAAAUAAAUAAAUAAACAAACAUAAUAUAAAAUGAAAUGAGCAUAGAUAGUAAACGGCAGAAAGCCUCCAUUAUUGUGAUUCUCAUCAUCACCAUUUUUGUUGAGCCUUCUUUCCUCGCCAUUCCCCACACCCCACACCUCUUACCUUUUUCUCUUUGGCUGGAGAGGAAGAGAAACGGAGAAGAAUCAUCACCAGAUGGGAUCGAGCAUCAGCCGAACGAGCUCGACCUCCCAUUCUCGGCCCGGCCGCCCCACCAUGAGGCGCUCUAUCUCCUCCCUCCUCAUCUGCGGCGCCUCUUCCACCCAGGAGUAGAACAUGUUCGUAGAAAAAAGUUGAAAUUCCCAAUAAGAAAUUCGGAUUUGUCAGAGGAAAAUGGAGAUGACCUGAUCAGUAUCAAAAGUGGAAGAGUGGUCUCACCUGGAAGAUUUUUGGGUGCAAGCCAUGAUGAUCCUACUGAUAGAGCGAAGUGGGUGUCUAAAAGUAGGGAGUUGGUUCCUUCUUGUCAAUCCAUUGACAGCAAAACAUGUGAUGGAACUGCUAGUAGUUCCUAUGGAGGCCAACCGUCUCCCAUUUUUGUAUCUGGAAAUGAAAUGUCCAGUAUUGAUAAUAUGAAUGCCAUAAAUUGCAACAUGAAAGGUGACACUUCUCGAAUUGGUCAAGGAUUCAAUAACUCAAGCGGUGUAUAUUGUGAUGCUCUUCAAGAAUCUUUUUUGGAUGAAGUUUCAGUUGAAAAUAAUGUUUCUUCGGAAAUCAAUUACUCUAGUUCGGACUUUGGAGCCUCUUUGGUUUCUGAUUCAUCUGUGGAUUUCCAUUUAUUGAGAGACAAUAUUCAUCAGGAGGCAACACCACAAGAUUUGGAAUGGGAACAGAUUAGACAAGAUGAGAAUCUACUUCAUGUCGACAUGGUGAGUACAUCCAAUACUUUGCCUGUUAGUUCUGCUGAAAUAAGCAGCCAUGAGACCAGAAGGAGUAGUAGAAGAUUAUUUUGGGAUGCAUUUUCAAGACGCAGUUCUAGGAGGCUUGCAGAUUCCAGAAGAUUUUUGUUUUCAUCUUCUGGUUCUGAUCAUUUGAGAUCUCCAGACAGACAGCUGCUCAGUUUUAGUGGUGGUUUUAUUGAUGAUGAGUUUGUAGGAGAUUUAGAUUCUCGUGGAAGUAGAUCUCCAGGCGCUAAUGAUCAUUAUUUGAACCCCAGACUUGAGCUCUGGGAUAGCCAUGGUGGUACUCUUGAUUCAACAGAUUAUCCACCCCCAGCUUGUCCUCGGGGAGUACAUGCUAAUGGGUCAUGCUUGUGCCAAACCAGUUCAUUAGCUGAAGAAUCUGGUCCACGUACUGGCAUUUCUCGGAUAGUUAUGCUGGCAGAAGCAUUGUUCGAGGUACUUGAUCAAAUUCAUCAACAGCCACUGUCACUUUCCUUGUCAGUGGCCUCACUUCCUGCUCCAGAAUCAGUUGUUGAUUCUUUUCUGGUGAAGACACAUGGGAAGUCAGAAAAUUUGGAAUCCGCAGAUGAUGUAUCACAGUGUUAUAUAUGCCUGGCUGAGUAUGAGGAAGGAGACAAAAUACGAGUUCUUCCAUGCCAUCAUGAGUGUCAUGUGUCCUGUGUGGACAAAUGGCUUAAAGAAAUACACGGUGUGUGCCCACUCUGCAGGGGAGAUGUUAGCCUGGGUUCCUCAGAGGGCUAAGAUUCAUUUAAAGUGGUUAGUUUUGUACAUAUUUAUUAUAUAAGAUGGGUCUUGAAGACCAUCUACCUUGAUGAAACACUUUUCCAUUUAUACUCUGGGAUCAUUGCUGAUUCCAAUAGUGGUUGAUAGUGAAGUUAGUUAAUGAGUUGUAAAUCAGAGCAAGGAAAGACAGAAUUGCCAAAACUUGUAUCAAAAUAUGAGUAGAACAUCCUCUGUUAAUACUUCUGCUCAUUUUUUU
Messenger RNA from Salvia splendens (bonfire salvia), 2352 nucleotides. Its product is annotated as E3 ubiquitin-protein ligase RLIM. The record is from RefSeq and is a predicted model, not a curated record. Lineage: Eukaryota; Viridiplantae; Streptophyta; Magnoliopsida; Lamiales; Lamiaceae. The coding region runs from base 471 to 2114 and encodes 547 amino acids. The transcript is spliced from 8 exons.